UGCACCACUUUCUUCUCCAAGUUUCAUCACCCUGAUCGAUCUGAUCACCCCACACACACACAAACACACAGUUAUACACACAUAUACAUACAAAAAAAAAAAAGAGAGAGAGUGUGUCUGGAUAUAAAUAAUAAUGGAGGGGUUUGACGAGGGCAUAUACAUGGGAACAACCGAGGUCGGAGAAGAGAUCAAUCCACAUGACGACGCCAUGCACUACGGCUUCGAUGGCGGCAGCGGCGUCGCGCCGCCGCCAAUUGACGGAUUCUAUGGAAGCCCCAUCAACGACAACAUCAACAACAACAACAACAACAGCAUGCAGUCCCCAAAGGGAUACGGCUUCGUCGGCUCCCCCCAGGCUUAUUCACCCUCUCCAUUCGUCGGCGGCGGCGGCGGGGGGGAUGAAUACGCGAAGCCAUACGACGCCGCAGCUGACAAUGAAGGGAUUUUCACAUCUCCAGACGGUGGGCCUCUGCUUCCUGAUCCCAGCCAGAUGCGUGAAGAAGGCACUGCUUUUCGCGAAUGGCGUCGUCAAAAUGCAAUUUAUCUAGAGGAGAAAGAGAAGAAGGAAAAGGAGCUAAGGAAUCAGAUAAUUGCCGAAGCUGACGAGUACAAACGCCAAUUUUACGAAAAGAGGACUCAGACUUGCGAGACUAACAAGGCUCAGAACAGGGAAAGGGAGAAACUUUACCAUGCGAACCAAGAGAAGUUCCAUAAGGAAGCCGACAAACAGUUCUGGAAAGCAAUAGCAGAGAUCAUACCUCGCGAAGUUCCAAAUAUAGAGAAGAGAAGAGCGAAAAAAGAAGAAGAUAGAAAAGCUUCGGUGUUUGUUAUUCAAGGACCAAAGCCCGGAAAGCCAACUGAUAUGACACGAAUGCGUCAAGUCCUUUUGAAGCUUAAGACGACCCCUCCUCUUCAUAUGAUUCCACCCCCACCCCCACCGGAAAAAGACGAUAAGAACCCUAAGGAUGGGAAUAAUUCCAAGGAAGGGAAGGAUGCUAAGAAUGAGAAAGCGGCUACGCCUAAAGCAUCCGAAGAGGGCAAAGAUGGAAAAGAUGGAAAAGAUGUGAAGGAAGCUACACCGAAGGCAGCCCCUGCCGCGGGAGAAAAGGGAGAAAAGGCUGUUUCACCUUCUAAAGAUGCAGCGAAAAGUGUUACUCCUAAAACACCCAAAACCGACGAGUCGUCUGUUACUACUGAAGGCAAACAAAAUCCGGAGACGGAGUCCUCCACCGUUGCUUGAUUAUUGAAUCUUUAGAUUUUUUAAAUUAAUUGUUAUUUGUUUUGAUAUAGUAAUCAUUU
This is a messenger RNA of Erythranthe guttata (spotted monkey flower), 1299 nucleotides long. RefSeq names its product clathrin light chain 2. Gene Ontology annotation, molecular function: clathrin heavy chain binding; structural molecule activity. Gene Ontology annotation, biological process: clathrin-dependent endocytosis; intracellular protein transport. The record is from RefSeq and is a predicted model, not a curated record. NCBI's taxonomy places the organism in Eukaryota, Viridiplantae, Streptophyta, Magnoliopsida, Lamiales, Phrymaceae. Gene Ontology annotation, cellular component: plasma membrane; clathrin coat of trans-Golgi network vesicle; clathrin coat of coated pit.